Messenger RNA from Callorhinchus milii (elephant shark), 1895 nucleotides. Its product is annotated as cystine/glutamate transporter-like. The transcript is spliced from 12 exons. The record is from RefSeq and is a predicted model, not a curated record. Gene Ontology annotation, cellular component: membrane. Gene Ontology annotation, molecular function: L-amino acid transmembrane transporter activity. Gene Ontology annotation, biological process: amino acid transmembrane transport. NCBI's taxonomy places the organism in Eukaryota, Metazoa, Chordata, Chondrichthyes, Chimaeriformes, Callorhinchidae. The coding region runs from base 106 to 1560 and encodes 484 amino acids.
GGGGUUGGGGACCUCUUUAGUAAAGAAAAGUAAACUCCUCAAGCUGCAGGGUUUUAAAUCUAGAAACGCUGCAAAACUUUUCAUUUUUUUUCUCUAUUUGUAAUCAUGGAAACAACCGGUUCAGAAAGGAUAACGAAAGAAGACAAGCAGAAAGAGAAGACUGUGUUUCUGAGAAAAAAAAUUAACUUAUUCCGAGCGCUUUCACUGUUAAUUGGUACAAUAAUAGGCAGCGGCAUAUUUAUUUCUCCAAAAGGAGUAUUGAUCAAUUCUGGGAAUGUCGGGACAUCCCUGAUCAUCUGGGUGUCUUGUGGAAUACUUUCGAUGUUUGGAGCUCUCUCAUACGCAGAUCUUGGGACAAGCAUUAAGAAAUCUGGUGGCCACUACAUCUAUCUUCUGGAAACAUUGGGUCCCUUUCCAGCCUUUCUACGAUUGUGGGUUGAGAUCAUUAUAAUCAGACCAGCAAACACUGCAUUUGUUGCCUUGACAUUUGGCCGUUACAUCACAGAGCCCUUCUUUUCCCCUUGUCAAGCUCCACUUUUGGCAAUAAAACUUGUCAGUGCCGUUGGUGUCUCUCUCAUCGUGUUUUUAAACUGUUGGAGUGUGAGCUGGACAGCCCGGAUUCAGACCAUCUUCUUGUUUGCUAAGUUGCUGGCAAUUGGACUGAUCAUCAUUCCCGGGAUUAUGGUUUUGUUCCAAGGUCACUAUGACAACUUCCAGAAUGCAUUUGACAGUAAUUUACUCACAGUGGAAAAGCUCCCAUUGGCUUUCUACGCUGGCAUGUUUGCUUACAGUGGCUGGUUCUAUGUCAACUAUAUCACAGAAGAGGUCGUUGACCCAGAGAGGAAUGUACCUCGGGCAAUUAUCUUCUCCCUGAUAAUUGUUACUAUCCUCUACCUACUCGCAAAUGUGGCCUAUUAUGCAGUAAUGACAGCAGAUGAGGUGUUGGAUUCUAGCGCAGUUGCUGUGACGUUUGGCAUUCGUACUCUGAAGGAAUUUUCCCCAGUGAUUCCACUUCUUGUUGCCUUGUCGUGUCUCGGGGCAAUAAACGGAGCAUUGUUUUCUACUUCCAGGAUGUUUUUUGUGGCUUCCAGAGAAGACCAGUGGCCAGUGUUAUUCUCCAUGAUCCAUGUCCGAUACCACACUCCUCUUCCAGCUGUUCUUUUACUGUAUCCGGUAAUCCUUUUGAUGAUUUUUGGUGGUGAAUUGUAUGCCUUGCUGAAUUUUAACAGCUUUCCACGCUGGUUCUUUAUGGGGCUGGUAACCACUGGCCUCAUUCGGCAUCGCUACACACAUCCACAGCAGCCUCGGCCAUUCAAGAUUCCAAUCGUCAUUCCUGCCAUCUUCACAAUCAUGUGCCUGAUGAUUGUGGGCUUGUCUCUUUACUCUGACCCAUUUAACACAGGAAUGGGCUGUUUGUUAACCCUGACAGGCGUGCCUGUCUAUUGCCUGGUUAUCCGCAAAUCUCAAGUACCAGCCUGCUGCAGGAAAGCUUUUGGCUUCUUAACUACGAAGCUUCAGAUCAUAAUGGAGGUGAUGCAACAGGAGACUAUGACUUACUGAGGAGCUGACAACGAGAGGUUUUCCUCCACACGCCGUUCCCCAUGCAAUCAUUAUAAGGAAUUGCCCUGAAGAAUUACAGUGUCCUAACCUUAUCAGCCAGUUAGGGUAAUUUCACGAGACCUGCUUUUUCACUUGUCUCUCUUUCACAGAUAAUAAUUCUCCAGGUUCCCAUGAUUCAGAAAGCAGAGGCUUCAAUCAUUAAUUGUGGAAACGGCUAAAUUGCUCAACACAUUCAGAAGACUGAUGAACUGAUUGUUAAAGAUCUUUGAAAGCACCAAAGGUCUGAAAUCCCUUCCAGUCUUAGCCUAUGAGAACAUUUUGUCUUAAGACUUAAA